AAUAUGAUAAUAAGAAUUUCAAGAAAAGUAAGAGGAAAGUUAAGUGGAUCUAGGGUAUGUCGGGGUUGUCUAGCAAAGGGGAGGAAUAUCCUCAAAAAUAAGAGGAGUAUAUUUAAGGGAGGGAAAGGUAUAACAGUGCGCAACUCUAAAAUCCCAGCUACCCCAGAACUAUAUCCCUCUUGUUUUGCACACACUCUUUUAGUGUUUAGUCAUGUUUGACAUUGUCACGUGGAAAUAAUUUCAUAUAAUUUCUACUAAAAUAUAUAUAUAUUGUUGUUUUGAUUUAUUUUUAUUUAAUUGAUGAUUAAUUUUAUCAAGUGUUAAUACUGUUAAUUGUACUGGUUAAAUUAGCUUUGAUCGAAAUAUUAAUUAGAAAUUUUUUUUUAAUUUUUAUAAUUUGUUUAAUUAGAUGUGACAAUAUUAAUUAGUGAAAGAUUAAUCUUGAUGAAUUUUAUCAUUUAAAUUGAUCAAAUUUAUUUGAAUUAUUGAAAAAAAAGAAAAAAAAUAUAUAUAAAAACUUGGAAAUAAAAUCUAUAAAUUGUGGAGGGGAAAGUAAGAAAAAUAAGACAUCGUCAUCAUGCUACUGCCUCGCCAAUCAAAGUCCAGGUUAUUGGUAAUGGAGACGUGACAAAAAUUGAACUGGAACUUGAAGAAGUUCCAGAUGACAUGAAAGAAAAACUUCCAGUAAUACUUUUUGGUCCAUUAACAGACACAAAUACAACAUCAAUAUUAGCUGAAAUAAAUUCAACAUAUCCAGGUUAUGCAAAAGCUGGUAGUGUUGUUGUACGUACAGAAGAAGCAUUGAUAGUAACACUUGUUCUAUUACUAUGGGUUGCUGCAAUUGCAUUAUUUUUUAAUAGAUGGGGAAAAAUAAGAAUGUUGGAACCUUAUCAGCCAAAAUUUGAACGUGAACAUCGAUCAAGUUGUGCAAUUAUUGAUACAAAUACACUUCCACUACGCACAUGUUCGAAAUUUAAUAUUCACUGUGUUGAUCAUUCACUGUGUGUAUCACCAAAUAUUAACAACAAUAGAUUACGACAAAAUAGUGUAUUUGGUGAUUCAAGUAUGACACUAUUACCUGGUUAUAAUUCAAGAUAUCCACCAAGACGUUCAAAAAGUGCAUUUGAUUUACAAUCAAUUGGUGAAACAAAUGGUCAAAUAAAUAAUUCAUCACCUGCACAAUGUUUGAGUAAAGAUAAAAAACUUGAAGAAGAAGAAGAUGAUGAAGAUUGUGAGUUGAAUAAUGAUGCAUCAUUAACAAUAAAUAAUUUACAAAAAUCAUUGAAUCCAAUAAAAUCAUUUCAACGUGAACGUGGUAUGAGUAUAUGUCAAUUUGAUAAUAAAAAUGAUGUACAUCAACAGCUUGUACGUCCAUUACAACGUGAACGUGGUAUGAGUAUUUGUCAUUUUGAUAGAAUGGAUGUAUUGGCACAUCCAAUAUUACCAAGAGAACGUGGUAUGAGUAUUUGUCAUUUUGAUAGAAUGGAUGUACUUGCUAGACCAUUACCAUCAUCAUCAUUUAUACGUGGUAGUCGUGCUAGUAUAUUUAAUUCAUCAAUUGAUAAAAAUGAUAUUAAUUUACGUAAUCAAUAUCAACGUAUUGGUAGUAGAUCAAGCAUUGGUAAUAUUGAAGUAUCAAAUAAAUUCAUUCAACAUCGUAUUAAAGAUACACUUGGUGAAUCACUUGGUAAUAAAAAUUUAACAACUGUUAAUACAACAAUAACUGGACAUCGUAAUAAUCAUCAACAAAAUUUUCAUAGUAAUUUUAAUGAUGGUCCAUCUUGUAGUAAAAGUUCUGAUCAUGUUCUUGGAUAUAAUGCUACAUGUCUUUAAACAAAAAAAAAAACAAAGAAUCUAGUCGAACGAAAUUUUAAUAGUAUUAUUAUUUUUUUUUUUAUAAAUAAUUAUUUCGAAGUUGUUUCGAAAUUAUUACUAUAGAUUUUUUAUUUUAUUUCUCUGUAGAAAACUUUUUAAAAUUUAUUAUUCAGUUGAUUUAAUUUUUUUUUUUAAAUACAUAGAAAAUAUUUCUAUCGAGUUUUAAAGAUUUCGAAAGAAAUAAUGUAUUUUUAUUUGUAUUAUUUAUUUUUUUAUAAAUACAAAAAGUCAAAUUUAAUUUGAUUAAAUAUAAAAAGUAUUAAAGAGUGAAUUUAAUACUUGUAAAGAAUAAAUAAUAACAAUUUUACUUGUGGGUUAUUAGAGUAUCUGAGUCGAUAGAUCUUGAAGGGCGUAUUUCAGCUUGAAAAAUUGAUGGCGAUAUUAUACACAUAUUUAUAAAAAAAAAAAAUUGACAAGUGGAGAAUUUUUUUUUAUUUUAUCAGCUGUGAACCUAAUUCAAUCCAUCAAAUUUAUGUCGAAAAAAAAUUUAUAAGAGUAGGUCAAAAUAGUAUAAGCUAUUAUUUUAUAACUAUUGUUAAAUUUAUGAUUUUAAUAUAAAAUAAUUGUGAUUAAUCACAGUUUUAUUACUCGAGAUUAUUUGACGAAAAAAAAAAAGAAACAA
This is a messenger RNA of Aphidius gifuensis, 2497 nucleotides long. RefSeq lists its product as uncharacterized. NCBI's taxonomy places the organism in Eukaryota, Metazoa, Arthropoda, Insecta, Hymenoptera, Braconidae. The record is from RefSeq and is a predicted model, not a curated record. Bases 667 to 1833 code for a protein of 388 amino acids. The transcript has 5 exons.